AUGACGUACCUCGGCCUGGUUCUUGACAGUCGCUUGACCUUUAAGGACCAUUUCAAGCAGCUGUCUGAAAAGGUCAAAAAGACUGCUGGAGCAUUGGCAUGGCUCCUCCCGAACCUCGGGGGUCCGAGCCUUAGCUGCCGCCGUCUUUACCUUGGCGUCAUUAAGUCGAUGGUAAUGUACGGUGCGCCCAUAUGGACAGAUAACCUGCGCCCCGAAAAUCGUUUGGUUCUCGGGAAGCUGCAGAGGACAAUGGCGAUACGAGUGGUAAGGGGUUAUCGUACCGUCUCGAAAGACGCCGCAUGCGCAUUAGCAGGAAGUGUGCCUUGGGACUUAGAAGCCUUAGCCUUGGCUGAAGUCUACUGGCGCUGCCAAUCUAUACGGGAUGAGGGGAAUAUCCCACCGUUUGAUCUCAUACAGCGGUGGCGAAACUCGGCAAAUGAUAAAGCAGUCGAUCUGUGGUCGGAGCGGCUCGAACAACCGCGAGUCAGCAUUGAUAUACUAUCAGCUCUACGUCCUGUUCUAAAAGAAUGGGUGCGUAGGAAGUUUGGUGCUUUGACGUUCCGCCUCACACAGGUAUUGACUGGACAUGGUUGUUUCGGUCGGUACCUGUGUGAGAUAGUUAAACGGGAAGAGACAACAGCCUGUCACCACUGUAUUGAGACAUGUGACACGGCCCAACACACGAUUUCGACGUGCCCUGCAUGGGACAACCAUCGAACGGACAUGACAAAUAUUACCGGACAAGACACAACGCUCUCAGCAUUAAUACGUGCAAUGCUGGAGAGCCAAGAUAAAUGGCGGGCGGUGGAGAACUUUGCGGAAGCAGUUAUCUCCGCCAAGGAAGAGGCCGAGCGCGUGAGAGAAAGGGCGGCGCGUCUUGGUUCACUUCGCUCGAGAAGGCCUAGGCGAAGACGGGCGAUCAACCAUGAUGACCGCUAUGUUCCGCCUUAG
This is a messenger RNA of Aricia agestis (brown argus), 951 nucleotides long. RefSeq lists its product as uncharacterized. The record is from RefSeq and is a predicted model, not a curated record. Bases 1 to 951 code for a protein of 316 amino acids. NCBI's taxonomy places the organism in Eukaryota, Metazoa, Arthropoda, Insecta, Lepidoptera, Lycaenidae. The transcript has a single exon.